ACACCAAGCGACUGGUUACUGACGACGCUCAUUGCAUCCUUGGAAUGCGUACGAGACGUUUAAUUUAGUUUGUAUUUAAUCUAAUUUAAUAAAGUCGUCGAUCAUUUGGAUUAUUGUUAAUUAUAUUGUUACGAAAUAUAUCGUAACAAACUGAUUAAUUGUGAUUUAAAUACUAUCUGGAUUACAGUGUUGUGUGAUUAAUUUAAGUGUUAAACCAAAUGGUUGUGCUAGAAGAAGGCGGUAUGUUGACCACUGGACAUAAUCAGUACUUACAACCAGAUUAUCUGUCACCGCUUCCAACAACGUUGGAUGCGAAGAAAAGUCCGCUGGCGUUGCUUGCCCAGACAUGCAGUCAAAUAGGAGCAGAUUCGCCCACGAAACCCCUGAUUUCACCAUUAGACAAAUCAUCUAAAAGUGGAAUAUCUGGUGGUGCGAAUGCACGCUCACCGCCGGCAGCAAAAUUAGAACGGACACGCAGUAGUCCGUCGGAACCAAAACCACUGGCUUUUAAACCAUACGAAACUAAUGUACUAUCUAAUAAAAAAUCAAGUGAUGAUGGCAGACCUGCAUCAAAAGCUAGUGUGCACAGUGCUAGUGGUAACGAAAGUUCGAGUGCUAGUGAUAAUAAUGUUGAUAAAAAAUCGGGUGGUAAUCGAACACCUCUUGGACGUAAAUCAGCUUCACCUAGUGUAACAAACUCUGGUGCUAAUAGCAGUAAUAAUAAUAGUUCAUCAUCACCAGUUGACCGUAAAACACCAGCACAAGAUUGCGAAAAAUCAAUUUCUCCACGAAAUAGCAAUGGCGCUAGUCCUAUUAUACGGUCAGGUAUGGAAGUAUUGUCCGGUGCUACUGGUCACACAAAAGAAAGUUUAAGUGCUGCUUAUAAACACUCAGCAUUAAGUGGUGGUUUUACUAGUGGUAAUCCAUUGUGCUGCCCGCCGGGAUUAACGGAAAAUCCAGCAUUCAGGCCACCAUUUGCUGGUGGAUCUCCGUUUUCUCAUCAUCAUGCGGCAGCCGCUGCUGCAUUACUCGGUUAUCCGUCGGCAGCCGCUACUGGCAAUCCUUAUCUAAGUUAUACUCGAGUUAAGACACCAGCUGGUGGUGAGACUCUUGUACCAGUUUGUAAGGAUCCUUACUGUACGGGUUGUCAGUACAGUAUGCAUAACGCCCAAAUGAUGAUGACUGGCGGACCUUGUCCAAGUGGAUGUACUCAAUGUGAGCAUCAAAAGUACGGCUUAGCAAUGGCGCUUUCGUCCCUAGGACCUAUGCCACCCCCGUCACUGUCUUACCCCGCAUCAUUGGCCAGUGGCAGACCUAACGUUUGUAGUUGGAUUGCUGGUGACACCUACUGUGGCAAACGAUUCAAUACAUCCGAUGAAUUACUUCAACAUCUGAGAAGUCAUACAAGUUUUGGUAGCAGUAAUGAACAUGCCGCGGCACUUCUUGCCGCCGGACAGCAUUCACAUCCACAACAUCCACUGCUUUCGCCGUCGGCGGCUUUACAUCGUGCUGCUGCGGGUGGCAGUUAUCCAGCUCCGCCAUUGAGUCCUCUCAGUGCACGGUAUCAUCCAUAUGGAAAACCACCCUCAGGCCCACUACCUGGCUCUCUCGGGGCCUCACCCUACAGCGCAUUCAAUACUCUGGGUCCUUAUUACUCGCCUUACGCCAUUUACGGACAACGUAUUGGUGCUGCAGUUCAUCCGUAAGGUGGGUUGUUCGGAUUAAUACCGAAAUAGAGCUUUCAAGAUUUAAAAAUUACUGAAAUUAUUACUAAUAAUGAAGUGUUUUUUUUGUAAAUAACGCGCGGUAAAUUAAAAUUGUAUAAAUUUUAUUUAAAUAUGUCUAAAAUUAUAAAUACAUUGAUAAAUAAAUAUAUAAAUAUUAACUUUAACAAAUUAUUAUAUAUUUAUGGAUACAUACUGUAAUAAAUAACUAAAAAACUAAAAUGAGAUUCAAUGCAUCAUGUAUCUUAAUGAAUCAAAACACGUCUUACUCUCUGUCUGGACUAAUAAGUGAUGGUUGUUACUCGAUAAUAAUUGCAAGUAUAGUUUAACUAUACUUAUCACACAAGCGACAACUGAUUUAUGAGCGGGCAUUAUAAAACAUUGCGUUUACACGAUUGUUGGUCCACUCGAUUAUAAAUUAUCAAGCGAUAUCACAAGUGUGUCUGUAUACAAUGUGAAUGUAUAUAUGUAUGGUUAUAGGUACGAACUGCGUACGCGGGUGUGCAUUUGGUGUGUGUGUGUGUGCAUGUGUGUUGCGUCGGUAUAAAUAAAAUGCAAACUCAUUGGCGUGGAUAUAAUAAAUUCAUAAAUCUCCAUUUUCAUUUUAAUAAAAUGUCAUUUAUUUAUUAUACAUCUUAUUUAAAUAUAUAGAUAUUGUAAGUAAAUAUGCACACAUAUUUAUGUUAAUAUUGUCUGUGAGUAAAGAAUUUAUAUUGAUUUUUUCUUUGUAUGAUAAACGAUUAAGCUAAAAAAAUAACCUGGAAAUCGGUGUCAAUGCACUCGUUUUCUUUGUUUUCAUUUCGAUAAUGGUGAUUCGUGUUUUUUUAUGUCCAUUGUAUAACUGUGAUAUUUAUAUUUUUCAUCUGUUAAAAUAAAAGACAAGAAAAUGCUUCCGUCAUGUAGAUUAGUGUCGCACAAUUUAAUUAUAAAAUAUAAAAAAAUCAAUGAAUAAUAAAAAAAAAAAAUAAAAAAAAGGUUAUGUGCAAAAUUGAUGCUUGUCAACUGUCGGAUCAAUGUCUUAUCGGCGCACACUUGGCCCACGAUGCACGACAUGUCACUCACUGUGUAAAUAGGAAUUGUAAAUAUCGUUGAGUUUCCAUACUGCUUUAAUAAACAUGUUUGUAGAAUCAAAUAA
Molecule: messenger RNA, 2859 nt
Organism: Microplitis mediator
Lineage: Eukaryota; Metazoa; Arthropoda; Insecta; Hymenoptera; Braconidae
Gene: noc
Product: zinc finger protein Noc
Exons: 2
Coding region: 219-1706 (495 amino acids)
Biological process (GO): negative regulation of DNA-templated transcription
Cellular component (GO): nucleus
Source: RefSeq, a predicted model, not a curated record